AUGCCGGGCAGCCUCAGAGGGGCCGACCCUACCCAGGAUGAGCGGCGCCAGAUAGCCGGGGACGCUCCCGGGGAUCCCCGGGCCCUGGCUGGGAGAGGCGUUGUGGGGCGCACGUACACAGGCUCAGGUGAGGCGAGUGGGCGGCUGGGGCUGCAGCUGGUGCUGGCCACUGAGGAGCUUCUGCGCGACAGUGCGAUCGGUUGCACCUUCUGCGACAGGUGCCAGCCGGUUGGCGCGCAGCGCCUGCUAGCGCAGAGUCUGGCCCUUGCUGCUCCUGGCCCCGAAGACCGGGAAGUCGUAAAGCUCCUCAUCGCAGCUUAUGUGCGGCGGCGGGCGCGACGUCACAAGGGCGCGUCUUCCGCGACGUCACAAGGGCGCGUCUUCCGCGACGUCACAAGGGCGCGUCUUCCGCGACGUCACAAGGGCGCGUCUUCCGCGACGUCACAAGGGCGCGUCUUCCGCGACGUCACAAGGGCGCGUCUUCGCCGACACCAUAGAGGUGGGCCUUUGGCGAGUCAGAGGCGCGGGUGUUCGGCCACGUCACUGGGGCGCUAUGGUUCCUGGAGCUGGGCAGUCUUCUCGUCAGAGUGGGGACUGAUGAUGAUUAUUCCCCACCUUCUAAGAGACAAAGACCAACGAGCCACCACAGCCACCAGUCCCAGAACCCGCCAAUGCUGGGGAACGGAAAAUGAGGGAGUUCAACUCUGGCCCUCACAAUCCAGUGGAGGAGACGAAACUCAUCUGCCUCUGUCCCUCUGGGCACGCCUCAUGCCAGGUGCAUCUGUGGACAGGGGCCAUGCUCCUGGGCUUCCAAAGUUGGAGAAAGCUGCCAGGCUCAGGUCUGAAGGCCAGAAUUCUACAGUAAGUCCUACUGAGUCAAGGUGGGAGCAGGGUCAGUGGCUUCCGAGGCUCUGCGGGAGAAUCCGUUUCCUGGCCGUAGAGGUGGCCUGCACUCCUCAGCUUGUGCUGCCCGUCUCGAAUGACUGGAGUUUCCUGCUUCUGUCACUACACCUCCCACCCUCUCCAUCACCUGCUCUGCUCUUAUAAGGAUCCGAAGAAAUGGAAUCAUCGUAUCGCUGAUCUGCAUAAACAAAUUGAAGAAUUGUCUGAAAGAAAAUAUGACAUGAACUUAUGAAUUCAACAGGUGAAGAUUUACAACUUGAUAAAUCAACUUUGUGAGCUUGAGCUGUAAAAGCCAAAGGUCUGGUGAUGAUCCCAUACCCUUUUUUCCAGUCUCAUGUUGAAGGUUUUUAUGUAGAAGGCCUUCCCAAAGGAAUUUUUUUUUUUUUUUUGAGAUGGAGUUUUCACUUAUCGCCCAGGCUGGGGUGCAAUGGCACAACCUUGCUGGUCACUGCAACCUCUGCCUCCUGGGUUCAAGAAAUUCUCUUGCCUUAGCCUCCCAAGUCGCUGGGAUUACAGGUGCCCACCACCACACCAGGCUAAUUUUUGUAUUUUUAGUGGAGAUGGGGUUUCACCAUGUUGGCCGGGCCAGUCUCGAACUCCUGACGUCAAGUGAUCUUCCCGCCUCGACUCCUGACAUCAAGUGAUCUUCCCGCCUCGGCCUCCCAGAGUGCUGAGAUUACAGACGUGAACCCAUGCCUGGCCAGGAAUUUUGUUUUUUAGGAAGGCUUUCUACUAAUGGAAUUCCUGGCCUUGAGAGGAUGUUACUUUAGAAGGAAAGGAUUUUUUGUUAUUAAAAGAGCCACCUAAGCUGAAGAUUCCCUUGAGAACAAGUACUGUCCUGCGGUUUCAUGGCCUUUCUUCCAUUUGUGGUUCUUGUGAAGUGGAAUUUAAAUGACAUCUUAUCAAGAUGGAUAAACCCUAGUUUCCCAGUGCUGGAAUAUAGAAAAUGGAUGGACAAGUAAAUCCCACUCAGCACCCAUAGUCCAGGCAUGGGGAUCUCAACACACCUGAGCCCCAGACAUCACCUUUCAUUCUGGACCUACCAUGAAAGACUUCUGAAUCCAGGAAGAGAAACUGACUGGGCAACAUGUUAUUCAG
Pan troglodytes (chimpanzee) is the source of this 2001-nucleotide messenger RNA. RefSeq lists its product as uncharacterized. Bases 1 to 1047 code for a protein of 348 amino acids. The record is from RefSeq and is a predicted model, not a curated record. NCBI's taxonomy places the organism in Eukaryota, Metazoa, Chordata, Mammalia, Primates, Hominidae. The transcript has 10 exons.